CUUCUACCAGGUGCUACCAGUAGACAACAUACUGCAGUUGUGCUGCUUUGUAGUAGCUCUCCAAACAUGGGAGUGACAUCCCUCCUUCGUCUUUUGCCAGCUUCAACCAUGAGUCGUCGCAAGGUGAAUGCCAAUCCCACAGAUGAUUCAUCCCCCCAGAACAGCAUAAAAGCCUCACCAAAUGCAGUUCAGGAGGUUGAAAGACUUAAAUUACUUCUUGAGGCAGAGAAAGAGAAGGGCGUAUUCGUGAUGAAACCAUCUCCCUCCUCAAAGAUGACAAAACCUACCUGCAAGGACAACUUGGGAAAAAAGGAUGAGCUCAUCCAUCAGCUACUCUCCAAGAAGGAUGAUGAUAAUUCUAGAGUCAUGUCUGGCAAGUCAAGUGUCAAACGCAAGCAUGGGGAUGAUAGAAAAGCCCCUUUGAAGAAAGCCAAACAAUUAAAGAGCAACGUUAUUGACGAUGAAGAGGAAGAAUUCAGUUCUGUUCUUUCUGAUUCAUCUGAAGUCUGUCUGUGUUGCUGGGCGUGGACUCUGGGUUCCCUCCUCCUGCCUGCCCAUCUGAUCUCCUGCAGCUGCUGGUUCUCCUCACCUGCACCUAAUCUCCAAUCAAGCCCUGCAGUGUAUAUAACCCUGGUUCAGACCUCCAGACUCCGCCAGAUCGUUCAGUCUCUGUUGCGAUCCUCCUUGCCAGCUCCACCACUAUACAAGACUCGACCUGCCUCAAUUCUGUCUUCAGCAGCCAAUUUGGUUUCUCCUCCUUCAACUCCACCACCUGCCCUGCUCCGCCGAACCCAACCUGUCCACUCCAGCCAAGCCUUCAACCAACUUUCCUUUUUUCCCAAAAAAAUUCAUCCAUGGAUAGUCACCGAGUGAGGAAGUCAAAAUCUCCAGCCUCUUCCUCCUCUUCCCGCCAUCAAGUUAAACCCUCGAACACUGAUGACCUGAUUGGAAGAAGACGAGCUAGAAACACCAGGGGCAUCAUUGCUCGCUACAAGAUGGCUAUGGAUGCCUUCAACCGAGGCGGUUCCUGCUUCCCAUCGCCACCCAUGUCUAACCAUGUCACUAAUUGUUCAUUUAAGUGUUAAGGUUAGGUUUGCACUUGAUGCCGAUACAAGAUCAGUAUUAUUUUUUUAUGAUGACAAAGAGAUUUAUUUUUAUUCUUUUCAGUAGCAUUGGGUGAAAGUUUAAAAAUGUUUGCCACAUGUUAAGUUAAAAUGAAUGCAGGUUUGCACUUGUUAAGGUUUCUAUUUUGAAAAUAAAGUUGAGAAAUAGAGAGACUUAAUAAAUAAAAUAAAUAGAGACUUUUAUAGUGGCUGCAAGUCUUGUCAUGGCAGCACACAAUGCUGUUUCUUCUGUUUUAGCAAGUCUCACCAGGCAGUGACCAGUAGAUGCAACUAAAUCCUACACACUCAACUUUUA
Molecule: messenger RNA, 1419 nt
Organism: Epinephelus fuscoguttatus (brown-marbled grouper)
Lineage: Eukaryota; Metazoa; Chordata; Actinopteri; Perciformes; Serranidae
Exons: 9
Coding region: 67-873 (268 amino acids)
Source: RefSeq, a predicted model, not a curated record